This is a messenger RNA of Rubroshorea leprosula, 3097 nucleotides long. Lineage: Eukaryota; Viridiplantae; Streptophyta; Magnoliopsida; Malvales; Dipterocarpaceae. The record is from the annotation of a GenBank genome assembly.
AAAGUCUAAACCAUUGAUUUUUAUUUUUAUUUUUAUUUUUUUUGUCUCCCAGAAAUGCAAACGGUGAUACGUGAUUUACAGAGGCUUUAAGGUUCAGUAAUUUGUCAUCUGGGUUUGUUUCUUUUUUCUUACCCUUUUGGAGUUCUUCAAAGCUGGAAAGGAUUUGAAAGAAGUUGAGAAAGCAAAGUCCUUUGCUUCUUCUUCUUCCUCUUGGGUCUUGAAUCCCUUCUUUGCCUUAGAUUCAGCUUCAUUUUUGUCCCUUUCUUUCAGCUAAACUGUCCACCCUCUGGCAAUAAUUGUCUCAAGCUUACAUCUGGUUGGCACAAGAAGAAUUGUUGCUUUUGACAUGAUAUGAGUGAGAUUUAGAAGUUGUGGGUUGAGACUCUUUUGCUAUUAAUUAUAGUAAAGAAAUGGAUCAAAAGGACGGUGAGAAUUGGAGACAAAUGGUCAGGAAGAUGCUUCCACCUGGUGCCUCUCUACCAGAGGAUUCAUCUGAGCUUGACUAUUCUAUAGCUCUGGAGUAUCAGGGUCCUCCAGUCCCUUAUGAGGUGCCGAGAGUCGAGCCUGUUGAUGUAAAUUCUUCUGGGAUUCCUACAGCAGAGCCACUGUCAGAGUCACAAAGAUCAGUUGCUGGUUCAGGUCCCCCAGUGAUUGAACCAAUUCUCCUGCCUGUGUCUUGUAUUGCUGGUGUCGCGAGUCCACCUGCUCAGAGUCCUAGGGUUUCAGCAAGCUCAGAGUCAGUAGUGUCUGUAUUGCAAAACCCUAACUUUUCUUCAGCUUCCCCAUCAGCUUCUCCUGCAUCUGUGCGAAAUCCUCCUAGUCAUCUUCCAAAACAAGUUGUUAUUAAUGAAGGAAGGAGAGUGCCAGUUGUUACAUUUAAUACUGUUGAUAGAUCAGAAAGGAAAGAGGUUGAUGUAGAGAAACCAGUUUAUCCGGAGUAUGUUGAGGUUUCAAAAGAAACGAGGAAGAAGAAAAAUAGAAGAAUCUGUUAUCGGUGUGGUAAGGGAAAAUGGGAAACCAAGGAAUCAUGUCUGGUUUGUGAUGCUAAGUAUUGCAGCAAUUGUGUGCUUAGGGCAAUGGGUUCCAUGCCUGAAGGGCGCAAGUGUGUAACAUGUAUUGGUCACCCAAUUGAUGAGUCAAAGAGGUUGAAAUUGGGUAAACAUUCAAGGUUAUUGUCCCGAUUGCUCAGUCCUUUGGAAGUAAAGCAGAUUAUGAAAGCAGAAAAGGAAUGUUCUGCUAAUCAGCUUCGACCAGAGCAACUAAUUGUAAAUGGUCUUCCUCUGAAGCCAGAAGAAAUGGCUGAGUUGCUUGGGUGUCCUUUGCCUCCAAGCAAGUUGAAGCCUGGCCAGUAUUGGUAUGACAAGGAAUCUGGGCUUUGGGGAAAGGAGGGGGAAAAACCAGAUAGAAUUAUUAGUUCAAACUUAAAUUUUACUGGGAAGCUUAGCCCUUAUGCUAGCAAUGGGAACACUGAAGUUUAUAUCAAUGGACGUGAGAUUACAAAACUUGAGUUGAGGAUGCUGAGAUUGGCAAAUGUUCAAUGUCCACGAGACACUCAUUUUUGGGUUUAUGAUGAUGGCCGUUAUGAAGAAGAGGGUCAGAAUAACAUCAGGGGAAACAUCUGGGAGAAGGCAUCAACACGGUUAGUCUGUACCCUGUUCUCUUUGCCUGUGCUCCAUGGUCAGCCUCGUGGAGUAAGAGAUGAGACCAGCAAUUACACCACCGUUCCUAAUUAUCUAGAACAGAAAAGGAUACAGAGGCUCCUACUACUGGGGCUUCAAGGCUCUGGAACCAGCACAAUAUUCAAGCAGGCCAAAUUUCAGUAUGGGAAUAGUUUUACCCCAGAGGAACUGCAGGAUAUUAAGUUGAUGAUUCAGAGCAAUAUGUAUAGAUACCUUAGCAUAUUGCUUGAUGGACGGGAGCGGUUUGAGGAGGAGUUCAUGUCUAGAAUGAAAGAAUCAGGCUCCCAUGAUCAAAAUUCCAAAGCAGGUGGAGAAGCUGACCCCAGUGAAACUAAUCAGUGUAUUUAUUCCAUAAACCCGCGGUUAAAACAUUUCUCUGAUUGGCUGCUGGACAUUAUAGCCACGGGAGAUUUGGAUGCAUUUUUCCCUGCAGCAACACGUGAAUAUGCACCAUUAGUUGAAGAGGUAUGGAGAGAUCCAGCCAUACAGCAUACAUACAGAAGGAAAGAUGAGCUUCACUUUCUUCCAGAUGUGGCAGAGUACUUCCUUAGCCGGGCAGUUGAAGUGUCAAGCAAUGAAUAUGAGCCUACAGAACGUGACAUUCUUUAUGCAGAAGGGGUCACCCAAGGAAAUGGUUUGGCUUUCAUAGAAUUUUCACUUGAUGAUCGUAGCCCAAUGUCUGAAACCUACACUGACAAUCUAGAAGCUCCACCCCCGCCUCUGACCAAAUAUCAACUUAUAAGGGUAAAUGCAAAGGGGAUGAAUGAGGGGUGCAAGUGGGUUGAAAUGUUUGAAGAUGUGCGUGCUGUAAUCUUCUGUGUUGCCCUUAGUGAUUAUGAUCAAAUGAGCAUUACCCCAGAGGGUAGUGGCAGCGGAACACUAGUUCAGAAUAAGAUGAUUCAGAGCAAGGAACUAUUUGAGACAAUGAUCCGGCACCCUUGCUUUAGGGACACCCCUUUUGUUUUGAUACUCAACAAGUAUGACCUCUUUGAGGAGAAGGUCACUCGGGUGGCUUUAAAUGCUUGUGAGUGGUUCAGUGACUUCAGUCCAGUAGGGCCUCGCCACAACAAUCAGGCACUGGCUCAGCAGGCAUAUUACUAUGUGGCAAUGAAAUUCAAAGAUCUUUAUGCUUCACUCACAGGUCGGAAGCUUUUUGUGUGGCAAGCUAGGGCUAGGGACCGACUGACCAUUGAUGAGGCAUUUAAGUAUAUAAGGGAAAUUCUCAAGUGGGAUGAGGAGAGAGAAGAUAACUUGUACGUUGGUGGGGAGGAUUCAUUUUACAGCACGGAUAUAAGCUCCUCGCCAUUUGUGAGGCAGGAGUAACUUGCUUUCGUAAUUUGUCUGUAUUUUUCGUAGAGGAAAUUGUAAAGAUGUUCUGGUUGUGUCUCUGCUUAUGCAAAUAAAAUUUGCAAUUUUCA